GAUAAUGAGGAUAUUGGACCUCUUAUUCUCUCUCUCUCUCUCUCUGUGGUAUUUUGGAGUUUUCAUGGUAACUCUGGUGAACUGGAACUCUUUCUAUGUUUGCAUGUGUUUUGUGUUUACGUUGGGUAUUGCUGGAAUAAUUCUGAUUGGGAUUUGUACCUCAUGUUAUAUUCUUCAUAUUUGAUAGGACGAAUGGUCUCAUUAAGGACUGAUAAUGGUCCUGUUCUUGGUUUUUUUUUUUUUUACGUGGACUUGUCAGUGGUGUAUUGUUCUUUUUUGUGGUGUGUUCUCUUCCCUUCCGUUUCUUUGUGA
This is a messenger RNA of Trypanosoma theileri, 312 nucleotides long. RefSeq lists its product as uncharacterized. The record is from RefSeq and is a predicted model, not a curated record. Lineage: Eukaryota; Euglenozoa; Kinetoplastea; Trypanosomatida; Trypanosomatidae. The annotation marks the transcript as partial. The transcript has a single exon.